This is a messenger RNA of Cebus imitator (Panamanian white-faced capuchin), 3677 nucleotides long. RefSeq names its product ectonucleoside triphosphate diphosphohydrolase 7 (gene ENTPD7). Gene Ontology annotation, molecular function: nucleoside diphosphate phosphatase activity. The transcript has 13 exons. Lineage: Eukaryota; Metazoa; Chordata; Mammalia; Primates; Cebidae. Bases 307 to 2121 code for a protein of 604 amino acids. Gene Ontology annotation, biological process: nucleoside diphosphate catabolic process. The record is from RefSeq and is a predicted model, not a curated record. Gene Ontology annotation, cellular component: membrane.
GUGCUGCUGACGGAGCUGGUUCGUCCCGGCUCGGCUCGUGGCGGGCCGGCCCCUCUCCGUCGGUACUCUGUCAGUCAUUGGCUCCCUGCGGUUUCCUUGGGGACGUGGCGCCGCCGCCGGCCCGGGCUCUCCUUCCGGCUGGGCUAGGGGCCGCGGGGAGCAGCUCGGGACUGAGCCGAGCGGUGUCGAAGGAACCGGCGAGCCGGUUGAUCCCGCUGCAGACGUAGGAGAUGCCUGGAACAAGGAGGCCACCUUCUCAGGGCAAAAGAAAAAGGUGACAGGCGUUGAGACCACUGAAGGGAACCCAUGGCUAGGAUCAGUUUUUCCUACCUCUGCCCAGCCUCCUGGUACUUCACUGUGCCCACAGUGAGUCCAUUUCUCCGUCAGCGGGUGGCAUUCCUGGGACUCUUCUUCAUAUCCUGUCUCCUUUUACUUAUGUUAAUCAUAGACUUUCGACAUUGGAGUGCUUCAUUACCACGAGAUAGACAAUACGAAAGGUAUUUAGCUCGAGUAGGGGAGCUUGAAGCUACUGACACUGAAGACCCAAAUCUGAAUUAUGGACUCGUUGUUGACUGUGGCAGCAGUGGUUCCCGGAUUUUUGUUUAUUUCUGGCCACGACAUAAUGGGAACCCCCAUGACUUGCUGGACAUCAAACAGAUGAGAGACCGCAACAGCCAACCAGUUGUUAAAAAAAUCAAGCCAGGAAUCUCUGCAAUGGCAGACACUCCAGAACAUGCCAGUGAUUACCUUCGUCCUCUGCUGAGCUUUGCUGCUGCUCAUGUGCCUGUGAAGAAGCACAAGGAGACCCCCCUUUACAUCCUCUGCACAGCAGGCAUGAGGCUUCUACCUGAAAGAAAGCAGUUGGCUAUCUUGGCUGACCUAGUGAAAGAUUUACCACUGGAGUUUGACUUCCUCUUUUCACAGUCUCAGGCAGAAGUGAUCUCUGGGAAGCAGGAAGGGGUUUAUGCAUGGAUUGGAAUCAACUUUGUUUUGGGAAGAUUCGACCAUGAGGAUGAAUCAGAUGCUGAGGCUACCCAGGAAUUGGCAGCAGGACGGAGAAGGACAGUAGGGAUAUUGGAUAUGGGAGGAGCCUCUCUCCAAAUUGCUUAUGAAGUUCCUACCUCAACCUCUGCCCUUCCUGCAAAUCAGGAAGAAGCUGCCAAGAUCCUGCUGGCUGAGUUCAACCUGGGCUGUGAUGUGCAGCACACUGAACACGUGUACAGGGUUUACGUCACAACUUUUUUGGGUUUCGGAGGCAACUUUGCCCGGCAGCGAUAUGAAGAUCUUGUUCUGAAUGAAACUCUUAACAAAAACAGAUUGCUGGGUCAAAAGACAGGUCUGAGCCCCGACAAUCCAUUUCUGGAUCCCUGCCUGCCUGUGGGACUCACAGAUGUGGUGGAGAGGAACAGCCAAGUGUUGCAUGUCCGAGGAAGAGGAGACUGGGAGUCUUGUGGGGCAAUGCUGAGCCCCCUGCUGGCUCGCUCCAACGCCAGCCAGGCCUCACUCAAUGGCAUCUAUCAAUCACCAAUUGACUUCAACAACAGCGAGUUCUAUGGCUUCUCUGAGUUUUUUUACUGUACAGAGGAUGUGUUGCGCAUUGGUGGCCGCUACCAUGGGCCAACAUUUGCCAAAGCUGCUCAGGAUUACUGUGGCAUGGCUUGGUCGGUACUCACUCAGAGAUUCAAGAAUGGCCUCUUUUCAUCACAUGCAGAUGAGCAUCGACUCAAAUAUCAGUGUUUUAAAUCAGCUUGGAUGUAUCAAGUCUUACAUGAAGGAUUCCACUUUCCCUAUGACUACGCAAACCUGCGGACAGCCCAGCUGGUGUAUGACCGAGAGGUUCAGUGGACGCUGGGAGCCAUUCUGUAUAAAACACGAUUCUUACCACUCAGGGAUCUUCGGCAGGAAGGUGUCCGACAAGCCCAUGGUAGCUGGUUCCGUCUCUCAUUUGUAUACAACCACUAUCUCUUCUUUGCCUGUAUCCUGGUGGUGCUACUGGCUAUCAUCCUAUACCUUCUACGGCUACGCCGAAUUCACCACCGACAAACGCGAACCUCAGCUCCAUUGGACUUGCUGUGGCUUGAAGAGGUGGUGCCCAUGAUGGGAGUACAGGUGGGGCCGUGAGGCCAGGCCAGGACCAGAGAAGCUUGAGCACCCCCAAGUUGCUGCUCAUUGAAUUCCUCUACUUUCUUGUUGGGCCUCAGAUGCUGUGAUGCCUGACCUUUUGGGUAUCUGCCCUUGGAAUUUCUACUUUACUUUCUACCAUGAUUCCUUCUAAGUACCCAGGUCUUCUCUGAGAGAAGCUAUAAUUUAAUCUGUGAGGAACUAAAUGACAGGAAAUUGGUGCUAAUACAGGGGACCAAGCUUUGUCCAAUUGAAGCAGGCUUCGACUCCUUCUUCUGAAAGGUCUGGUAUGUUCCUGGGAUCUCAUCUUUUCUUCCCUUGCUGAAGCAUGAAGUUUGGCAUUGGACACACUGGAAGCCUGGUUGAAAUAAAACUCGUAGCAUCUGACUGAUACAAAGCCAGAGACAUUCUAGAAAGUGCAGCAGCACCUUCUUUCUCUGUAACAGAGAUAUAUCAUUUAUGUGGAGAUCCACAGCCUUUAAUAAGGAUCCAAGAUCUUUGCAGUUCAAUGGACCACAUAGGAAUUUCCAGGCACCAAAAUGAUAUAACUUCCUUGCUUACUUUGACAAAGAAGCCAUCAUAGGUGAUCCAAGAUCCCUGUCAUAGUAUUGAUGUUAGUACAUGAUUUUAAAGGUUAGAACCCCUUGUAAAUUAAUGAUCUGUGGAAGAUUUUAGUAUCUUAUCUGAUGCCUGGUAUGACCAGGAUAGAACAUUUUUCCAUGUCUAUGUGCCUCACAGGCUGUCUGGGCAUUAAUUUUGCUUUUUGAGCCUUAAGUGUGUUAGUAGGAUGGAAAAGCUAUAAUGGGGACUGGGAACCUGGAUUUGUCUGAUUUUAGGUUACUGCCUCCUAGGCCUGUUUUUGUGAGACUUUAGACAGGAAGAUUCAAAGACAGUUUUUUCAUUUCACUGCAAGAUUAAUAUGUAGUUUGGGGAAUGUAUUUGAGUUGUUUUUAAAAGAGAAGAACAGAAUCAGGAGAGUGGGCAAAGGCAAUAAAAUCAAAGUUCUUAUUGUUUUAAGAAAUGGAAGUUUUCUCAAUUUCUGACUCUUGGAAUGUCAGAAAAGGAGCAAAUUCUAAACUUUGGAAUAGAUCGAUCUGUUCAUAAGCCACCUGGCAAGUUUCAGAACCUCUAUUAAGAGACUGCUCGGUCAUAAGCAGCACUUCCAUUAAUGAAGUGAGAGGAAAAGCCAUAAUAAUUACAUUUUCACCCACUAUCCUUCAGGAGCUUCGCUUCUCCUCUACAUUUAGCCAUUAAUUGUGUAAGGAUUUCUCUCCAUCAGCUCUGUAUGGUGUCUGUCUUAUACUUUACCCUUUCCUACAUGCAGCCUUGAAUGUCCUGUCCACGAAUUUGCUCUCAGAGCUAGGAACAUUUUCUUUUCUUUUUGUCACCUUUGAUUUCUGAGAUUAGAUUAAUAGGGGAAAAAGUCCCUGGCUUUAAAGAAAAAAAAAGUAGAACUCUUCAAAAAUAAAUUUUAUACUGGGAACAAGAAAGGAAUCAAAUGCUUUAUAAAACAGAAAAAGAAAUUAAGAUCUUCCUAGAAAUAAACUAAGAUAAAA